CCCCAGGGACAUCCCCAGGUCAGGUGGAGAGGUAUGUUCAAAGUUCUCCCAUUUCCCAGACGUGCAUGGGCUCCGUUUGGAUUGAGAGCACAUGGAGAAAGGGGGUUUAGGCCUUCCCCUUCAACAUUUUCCUGCCCGGAAGCAACCCCAGGCCCUCUUCGUGUCAUUGUUAUCAUCUUGACAGCGGGACUGACCUGGAUCCUUGUUAGCAUCUUGUUGGGUACCCAGAGUGGCUUCUCCCGCCUGCAGCAGCUCCUCAACAAUCCUGAGAGCCCUCCCAGUGCAGAGCCCAGGCCCAAGAAGUACAAGUGCGGGCUGCCUCAGGCCUGUCCGGAUCAGACCUUGGCUUUCAAGAUCACCAGCGGUGCGGCAAAUGUCAUCGGGCCCAAGAUUUGUCUGGAAGAUAAAAUGCUGAUGAGCAGCGUGAAGAACAACGUGGGCCGGGGCCUGAACAUUGCGCUCGUGAACGGAGUGAAUGGAGAGCUGAUCGACGCCAAGUUCUUUGAUAUGUGGGCAGGAGAUGUGAGUGAGUUGCUAAAAUUCAUCCGGCCACUGCAUGAGGGGACACUGGUAUUUGUGGCCUCGUAUGAUGACCCUGCCACAAAAAUGAACGAAGAGACUCGCAGAAUCUUCACUGAACUGGGCAGCAGCAUUGCUAAGGACCUGGCCUUUCGGGACAGCUGGGUCUUCGUUGGUGCCAAAGGGGUGCAGGACAAGAGCCCCUUUGAGCAGCAUGUCAAGAACAGCAAGAGCUCCAACAAGUAUGAAGGCUGGCCCGAAGCGCUCGAGAUGGAGGGCUGCAUCCCUCAGCGAACUGCUGAGGUCCAGUGAGGGCGUGCCGCCGCCACAUGAUGUGGGGGGAAGGUGUCUGCCUGUCCGCCCUGCUAUCUUUCCAAAUGGUUUCAGCUGUCCACGCUCCUCCUCUGGGCUGGCCUCUUCCAGCAACCAAGUUUUCCUUUUUAAAGGGCGUUUCUGGACCAGACCAUGGGAAGGGGAAUAUUAUCAAACCACCUCUGGACCAGCCCCCAAGCCUCUUCUAGUGCCUUAUUUCUCCCCUGGUGGAGGAGUUAAUCCAAUUUGACCUUUUCCCUGCUGUUGCGAAUUCCAGGAGGAAACGCGUGCCGUCUGUUGGCCGCUGGGACACUGCUCAGGGACGUGUGCAUCUUUGUGGAGCUGUCCUCCUUUUCCUGCAGUUUGCUAAAGGGACCGGUCGUUCCUGUCAUAGCCUAGUGGGUUUAAGUGAAUAACCUCUCUUGCCAGAAACUUCCUGUUUUAAAGACAGCUCCUUUAUUAUUUUGGUACUUUUGACAGAUGCCUUGUUGCUGUUCCUAACCAAGGCCAUGUUAUGCUUUGGUUAUGAUAAGAAGGGAAAAGAGAGCUCUGUGUUCAUGUUCAUAGUAGAGGGAAUCACAGUUGGGAAUUCCCAUUUUUAAAACUGAAACUUGUUGCUAAAUAGCUUCUCUCAAUAAACAGGUGACAAUG
Eublepharis macularius is the source of this 1482-nucleotide messenger RNA. It is a transcript of the gene FAM3A, whose product is annotated as FAM3 metabolism regulating signaling molecule A. The record is from RefSeq and is a predicted model, not a curated record. The transcript has 9 exons. NCBI's taxonomy places the organism in Eukaryota, Metazoa, Chordata, Lepidosauria, Squamata, Eublepharidae. The coding region runs from base 34 to 831 and encodes 265 amino acids.